Messenger RNA from Colletotrichum spaethianum, 1779 nucleotides. RefSeq names its product dihydroxyacetone kinase. The record is from RefSeq and is a predicted model, not a curated record. Lineage: Eukaryota; Fungi; Ascomycota; Sordariomycetes; Glomerellales; Glomerellaceae. Gene Ontology annotation, biological process: glycerol catabolic process. The transcript has a single exon. Gene Ontology annotation, molecular function: glycerone kinase activity; ATP binding. Bases 1 to 1779 code for a protein of 592 amino acids. Gene Ontology annotation, cellular component: cytosol.
AUGUCAGACCGGCACAUUUUUCCAUCCUCCGAGGGACUUGUUGACAAGUCUCUGAGGGGCUUCAUCUCAUACAACCCCUCCCUCGGUCUCGACCAGUCUAACCGUGUGGUUUUCGACACAACAUACGACAAGUCAAAGAUCAGCAUCAUCUCUGGUGGAGGCUCGGGCCACGAGCCGGCAUGGGCCGGCUACGUGGGCAAUAACAUGCUGGCUGCCUCCGUCUCGGGCGACAUCUUUGCCAGCCCCUCGGCAAAACAGAUUCAGGCCGCCAUUGAGCGUGUGCCAUCAGACGUCGGCACCAUCCUCGUCAUCACCAACUACACUGGCGACUGCCUCCACUUCGGGCUCGCGGCCGAGAAGGCACGGAGCCGCGGCCACAACUGUCGCAUGAUCAUCUGUGGUGAUGAUGUCUCCGUCGGAAAGAAGGGUGGCAGUCUGGUCGGCCGCAGAGGCCUUGCCGGUCAAAUCGGUGUUCUUAAAAUCAUCAGCGGAGCGUCCGGUGCCAGCGCCGGGUCACUCAACGAUAUCCACAAGCUUGGUAUCGCCGUGGAGUCAGAGAUCGUUUCUAUCGCGGCAACGAUGGACCACUGCCAUGUGCCGGGUCGCUCAGAACACGCGCGUCUUGACGCUAACGAGGUGGAGAUUGGUACUGGGCCGCACAACGAGCCUGGUUACAAGAAGGUGACCCCUAGCCCAUCGCCUCAGGCUCUGAUCGACCAGUUGUUGCGGUAUUGCCUGGACCAAAACGACCCGGAUCGAUCGUACGUCAAGUUCAGCCCCAACGACGAGACAAUCCUGCUGGUCAGCAACUUUGGUGGCAUCUCCUACUUGGAGAUGGGCGCCCUGGUCGACGAGCUUCUCGAGCAACUCGACGAGAAGUGGAACAUUCGUCCGUCAAGGGUAUACUCCGGCCCCCUUGAAACCUCGCUCAACGCUCCGGCAUUCUCAGUAUCCCUCAUGAACAUCACAACGGCAGCUGAGAAGUGCUCGUUCUCGGCGGAGCAGAUUCUGCAGUUUGCCGACAUCAAGACCAACACACACUGGGAGUCCAUGGCCGGCUCGCAAGCCAUCAGGCGAGACAGGAAGCAGCAGUUCGUCGUCUCUCCCCCUGAGGAGGCCAGGAAGAUCGAGGCGAGCAGGGACGUGAGGAUGGACCCCGCGACUCUCAAGUCCAUGUUGCGCAUGGCGUGUGAGGCCGUCAUCGAGGCCGAGCCCGACCUUACGAAGUGGGACAUGGUCAUGGGAGACGGAGACUGCGGCGAGACUUUGAAGACGGGUGCAUCGCACCUUCUGGAGGCUCUGGAACACAAGGGAAUCGCUUCCGAAGGCUCCAUCGUCGCUGUUCUUCACGAGCUGGAAGACAUUGUGGAGAGCAAGAUGGGUGGGACUCUGGGUGGCAUUCUGGGCAUCUUCUUCGUCUCGCUCAGCAACUCUGUCCAGGAGAACGCCCAACUCGCCAAGUCUCAGAACUUCUUGUCCCUCUGGACCCUGGCCCUCACAUCCGCCUUGGAGCACCUGAGCCACUACACGCCCGCCAAGAUCGGAGACCGCACGAUUCUCGACGUGCUUAUCCCCUUUGUCUCGGCUAUCCGCGACGGAGGAUUCGAACAGGCAGUCGAGGCGGCGGUCCAGGGCGCCGAGUACACAAGAAAGACAAAGGCGAAGCUUGGCCGGGCGACGUACGUCGCGGUCUCGGAGAAGGACACCACAUUCCACCCCGACCCUGGUGCUUGGGGCGCGAUGGUAGCCAUCAAGGGCUUGCAGUCGGGCAUGGCAUGA